GCCCGAGCGCCGCGGCUCGGCUCGCUCGGGCCCGGAAGCCGCCCCGCCGGCCUGGGGUCAGGAUGGGCAGCAAGAUGGCGUCCGCCAGCAGGGUCGUCCAGGUAGUCAAGCCACAUGCUCCAUUGAUAAGAUUCCCUAGCAGAAGAGACAAUCUUAAACUCAGUGCAUCGGAAGCUAUGAGUUCGGCAGGGCUCCCCCCUCACGCUUCCUUGAUCUCCCCGCAUGCUAAGGGAAGUAAAUCACCAGACACAAUACACCCCGGUCCACCGGACACGGCAGCAAUAUUAAAAACAUUACCUCAGAAGUACAGAAGGAAACUUAUCUCUCAGGAAGAAAUGGAAUUUAUCCAGCGUGGAGGGCCAGAAUAAUCAUUGAGGCUGCUGCUUAUCAUCAAAGAAUUAUCUUUACAAUAAAGGACUUCCAAAUGACAACUACAAAUUGUAUUUAAACAACCUUAAUAUCCUGAGAAAAUGAAAUAUAGAAAAUACAGAUGGAUACUUCUAUCUCCUAAUUUAUGUAACUUGGUCAGCUUCUCCACAAGCUUACCAACUUGUUUAUGUAUUUCAUACUUAUUAAAGUACACAUUUAAAAAUGUUAGCUUAAUUUGCUCUUGAUUAUCAAGCAUUACCAGUGAUGAACUAUUAAAAGCACACAUAUCUCAUAAACAAUUA
Messenger RNA from Perognathus longimembris pacificus (Pacific pocket mouse), 671 nucleotides. It is a transcript of the gene Kgd4, whose product is annotated as mitochondrial ribosomal protein S36. NCBI's taxonomy places the organism in Eukaryota, Metazoa, Chordata, Mammalia, Rodentia, Heteromyidae. The transcript has 4 exons. Gene Ontology annotation, biological process: 2-oxoglutarate metabolic process. The record is from RefSeq and is a predicted model, not a curated record. The coding region runs from base 63 to 368 and encodes 101 amino acids.